This is a messenger RNA of Epinephelus lanceolatus (giant grouper), 1816 nucleotides long. RefSeq names its product beta-1,4-galactosyltransferase 1-like. Gene Ontology annotation, biological process: protein N-linked glycosylation; carbohydrate metabolic process. Gene Ontology annotation, molecular function: beta-N-acetylglucosaminylglycopeptide beta-1,4-galactosyltransferase activity; cytoskeletal protein binding. Gene Ontology annotation, cellular component: Golgi apparatus. The record is from RefSeq and is a predicted model, not a curated record. NCBI's taxonomy places the organism in Eukaryota, Metazoa, Chordata, Actinopteri, Perciformes, Serranidae.
GAAACAUAUUUGACUUGCAAAGAGACACACAGGUAGCAGAGCUGUAAGAGAGCUGUUGAGUGGACAGUAGUUAUAAUCAGAGGAAGCAAAAAUGCUGAAAAAACUCUUUAACAUCCUGGUCUUUUUUUGUUUCCUCAGUAUGGCGUGUUUUGCUGUGCUUCUAUUCCACAGCAGAAACGGCGCUUUUUUUCUUUUUACAAAACCACAAAGUAUGGAAAAUGGAAACGACACACUUUCCCAGUGGAUAAAAACACUUUUUAACCUGACAACUCAAGAUCCAAAUGCAGGCCGAGAAGGGACACAGAUGUCACCGGUUACGAUCAAGACUUUGGUACCCUGCCCUGACACCCCUCCAAAUCUUCUGGGUCCAGUCCACGUGGAGUUUAAUUCUACACGGACUCUGGAUGAGGUGAGAGAGGAGGUUGGUUCUCCUCUUCGGUUAGGAGGAUGGCACAAACCACCAGACUGUAUCGCCCAACAGAAGGUGGCGAUCAUCAUCCCAUUCAGAAAUCGGCAUGAGCACCUUAAGCACUGGCUGUAUUACCUCCAUCCUAUUUUGAUGCGACAGCAGUCGGACUACAGAGUGUAUGUCAUCAACCAGGAUGGAGAGGGAGUGUUUAACCGGGCGAAACUGAUGAACAUAGGCCACGCUGAAGCACUGAAGGAAUAUGAUUUUGACUGCUUUGUCUUCUCUGACAUAGAUCUGAUUCCUAUGGAUGACCGCAACCUCUACAGAUGUUUUGACAGUCCUCGACACUUGUCUGUGGCUGUAGAUAAAUUCAUCUUCAGGUUACCCUAUAAAACCAUCUUUGGUGGGGUUAGUGCAUUGUCCAAGAAGCAAUUCUCAAAGGUUAACGGGUUCUCGAACACUUACUGGGGCUGGGGUGGUGAGGAUGAUGAUCUUUAUACGCGAAUUACCCAACGUGGAAUGACCAUUUCCCGACCUGACAUGGUGACAGGAAAGUACAGGAUGAUCAAACAUAAGAGAGACCCGCACAAUGAGAGUAACCCAAAGACUUACAGCAAACUGAGGCAAACCAGGCAGACCAUGGAUAAAGAUGGGAUUAAUACCUUAAAGUACACAGUCAAGGAGAUUGUGAAGGAUAAACUGUACACGUAUAUUACUGUGGAUGUUGGAGCUCCGGCAAAGGUGUAGACUCAAACAAAAGUAGGUGCAACUGAUGUGAAUUAUGUUUGCACACUUGUAUGCAUGUGUAGUAUGCGAGUAUAUGUGUGUGUGAAUAAAGAGAAUGCAAUCUUUAUGAAUAUUAAGUACAGAGAUACUUUAAAUCCUUGAAUGACAAUCACCUCUCUCAGAGUAGAGCAUGAAAUAUUCUACAUCUAUACUUUAAUCUGUCAUUGCCUUUACACAUAAUUCAGAUGUAGAAGAUGUGGCUGAUUUGAGUGUAUUAUAAGGACAAAAAAUACACAUGAAGUGGACAACACAGAGGACAGACCACAGUGUUUGGUUGGCCAAUAAUGUGGUGAAGAGGCCUUUAUAUUUCAUUUAUCAUUUACACAAUAUUUUCUAAAUUUCAGCAUUUUUAUUGAGACAUAUGUCUCUGCUCAUUGUAAAUACGAGACAGCCUGAAGAAAGUGAUGAAAUGAAUAGGGACAAUCCAUUUUGGUGGCACUGGCUGAUGUUUCCCUUUUCCAAAGAUGGGUUCACUGCUUUAAGUUAUUUAUUGUAAUUUGCAAAACUGAUGUGAUGGUUGUACCUUUGCUUUGAAAACUGUAAGAAUGUUUUUAAAAACUAAGAACUGCAAUAAAAUGUAUGGCCACAGCUAAAUUAAAUUUAUGGUGAGCACACUGUGAA